AAUCAACAGCCGCCAUCUUGACGCGGCUCAGAAUCGGGAUUUCGGGGGAAGCAUUAAUUUUAAAAACCGAUCGGAGCUACUCAGUCCGGGCUCAAACGGGUUUUUUCGUGCAGAAAAUCGAAGUGUUUGUCCUUCCGAUGAGAAUUAAUGCAAACAUGUGAGGAUUACAUGGGUUUUUAUCGUCUCGAAAGCCCACUGUAUAUUUGAUUUCCCUUUUGGAGAGCGCCGUUUCUCGCCGUUUCUACGUCCCGAGACGCUGUAUUUACCGGGAGACAGCGACGACAAAAAUAAUCCACCUCAUAGAAAAUAUUUUUUGAAUUUUGCUCUUUUUAUUUAAGCCUAAAAUUGAUUUUAUGGCUGCUCGUUUCGACUGCGAAAAAGAUGAUUCUGUACAGACGUGAAACCGGCGAUCUGCGGAGAAAGGGAUUUGCUUACGCCUUGUGUAAUAUUUUAUGAUUGAUUUUUAUUUAUUUUUCUCGAACUGAAAUAAUUUUUGGACGUUAUUAUUGAGGAUAAUUAUGUGGGUGUUGGGUGUUGGAUUAUCAUGGGGUGAUCUUCGGCGGCGAAGCGUGGCGCUGUUGCCUUUCUUUUGAAACCUUUUUUCUCCAGGCAGCUAUUCGCCAGUCUGCCAGUCAAGAAAAAAAACCCAGUUAAAUUUCUCCUUUACGCGCAACGUUAGGAAAAGUUACCAAUUUUUACGAGCCCGAAACUGACAAGUUGGACUGAUCCUGUUAUUAUUUUUCCUGCAUCAUAAGCCAUUCAUAAAAUUUGCCGACCAGGAUGGCUGACAAUCUGCUGGAUGUCGGACCCCCCACUGCAAAGCGACCCAAGCUUAAUUCACCUCUCUCAGUAUCAGAUGGCCCAGAUCUUGUGUCUCUGUUUGACCUGGAAAACGACCUUCCAGAUGAGCUCAUCCCCAAUGGAGACUUGGGAAUGGGAAUGUCCUCCAACGGCGGUCCAGGUGGAGGAGGUCCGGGUCUCAACUCCAUUGUUCCUGAUGCAGCUGCCAAACACAAGCAGCUGUCUGAGCUCCUGCGACCAGGAAGCUCCUCCAUCUUGGGAGGUGGUCUCAACUCUGCCAGCCCCCAACAGGGAGGCAUGGUGGGAAGCCAGCUAGGUGCUGUGCUUGGUAAAGGUCCACUGGGGCAGGGCUCUCCAAAUCACCAGUCUCCCCAAGCCCAGAAAGGAGGUGCAGCUGUUGGACAAGGCAAUGGAAGCACGGGCAUGGGCUUCAACCAGGCCAUGUUGAACAGCGGGCAGGGACAUGGGGUCAUGGGCCCGACAGGACAAGUAAUGAAUGGGGCUCUGGGACCGGCAGGCCGCGGUAGACCUGGCAUGCAAUAUCAGGGCCAAGGCAUGCAGGGGCCACAAGUGGGUGCUGGACCUGGUGUUGGAGGCAGUGUGCUGGCAGAGACACUCACCCAAGGAGGGUCACAGUUGGGUGCACACAACGCAUUGAAUGCUCAGCAAGCUGGAAACAUGAAUAAGAUGGGGAUGUCAGGAGCUCCGUUUGGCCAGCAAUAUGGUCAGGCUGGGGUGCAGCAGAUGGGGGCAGCAGGGGUCAACGCCCAACAACUCCAGAACAAGACAGGCCUUUCCAACAACUUGCCCCAAUUCCCUGCUGAGUUGAAGGGAGCUGGGAGUUUGCCAAACAUGUCCCAGAUGCAUCAGCAGGUAGUGUCGGUGGGCAUGGUCCCUGGGGCUGGUGGUGUGUCAACGGGCCCAACAGCCGACCCAGAGAAGCGCAAACUCAUUCAGCAGCAGCUGGUCCUGUUGCUCCACGCACAUAAGUGCCAGCGGCGGGAGCAGGCCAACGGGGAGGUGAGGGCCUGCACUCUGCCUCAUUGCCGCACCAUGAAGAACGUCCUCAACCACAUGACCCACUGCCAGGCUGGCAAGUCCUGCCAGGUGGCUCACUGUGCAUCAUCCAGACAGAUCAUAUCCCACUGGAAGAACUGUACGCGGCACGACUGUCCGGUCUGCCUGCCUUUAAAGAACGCUAGUGACAAGAGAAACCAGCAACCAAUGCUAAAUUCUCCAGGGACUAGCCUACAGAAUGCCAUCAGCACAGUGGGGCCCGGCCAGCCCAGUGCCACAGCCAUCAACAGCGCUGCCACACACAUUGACCCCAGCUCCAUGCAGCGGGCCUAUGCUGCCCUUGGCCUGCCGUAUGGGAACCAGUCCCCUUCCCAGGGACAGGGACCCACUCAGCAGAACGUCCCGGGUUCCCAGCACCAACAGCUGCGAAAUCUGAACCCACUAGGCACUAAUCAGAUGAACCAGAUGGCAGGAGGCAUGGGUGUCCCCUCUUCAGACCAGGCUGGCAUGCACUCCGACUCCUCUCUACCAUCCUCACUCAACAAUCAGCUGAUGCCAGACGGGUCAGUAGUGGGAGGCAUGGGAAACCUGCCCACUGCCACCCCUCUCUCUUCUUCGGGGAUAAGGAAGUCCUGGCAUGAACACGUCACUCAGGACCUGCGCACCCACCUGGUGCACAAACUUGUACAAGCCAUAUUCCCCACCCCAGACCCCGCAGCACUGAAGGACCGGCGAAUGGAGAACCUGGUGGCGUACGCACGCAAAGUUGAAGGUGACAUGUACGAGUCGGCUAACAGCAGGGAUGAGUAUUACCACUUCCUGGCAGAGAAAAUCUACAAAAUCCAGAAAGAGUUGGAGGAGAAGAGGCGCUCGCGACUCCAGAAACAGCCCGGCAUGGUGGGAACAGCUGGGCCUCAGCAACCUGGGAUGGCUCAGCCCAACACCAUGGGCCCAGGACAGGCCGUCCGAUCUCCUAAUGGACCUGUGCCUAUGCCCAACAUGCCAAAUCAGUUAAUGAACCGUAUGCAGGUGCCCCAAGGAAUCAAUCAGUUUAACCCAAUGGCAAUGCAGAAUGCGCAGAUGUCUCAGGCACCCAUGGGAGCACGUGCUCCCUCUCCCAUGAACCAUCCACAGCAGAUGAACAUGAGCUCUGUCCCAGCGAUGGGUAUGUCCCCGUCAAGGAUGCCUCAGACUCAAGGAAUGAUGGGUAGUCAUGCUAACAACAUGGUCGCUCAGCCAGCCAACCAGGGCCAGUUCCUGUCACAGGGCCAGUUCACUGCCACUGCAGGUGGAGCAAUGAAUGUGAAUGUAAGCUUGGGCCAGCCCAUAACGCAGGCUGCUGUCACACAGCAGCCACAGAACUCUAACCUCCCUCUGAAUGCCCUGGGAUCCCUUGGCUCGCCCUGUGGCCCUGCAGCCCCGCCCACCCUGGGCCCCACCCCUCCACCCAAUGCCUCAGCCAGCCUGCAGCCUCAUCAGAAGCAGCUUCAGCAGCACCACGCUUCUGCACAGGCCCAGGUCCCACUGCAGCCCUCUACCCCCGGCUCCACGGGUGGGCCCUCUUCCACCCCAACUCACAUACCCAGUAGCCUCCAUGGCCCCCCCUCAGCCAAGGGCACACCUGACCCCUCCCAGCCGCUUACGCCCCUGCAGCCUCAGACUGAUCCCCCCAGCCAGAAGCAGCAGCCCACCUCAGUGCAGGCACAGCACCCUAGCACACCGUUGUCCCAGGCAGCAGCGAGUAUAGAUAACAGGGUGCCCACCCCAGCCUCUGUGGCUGAGCUGAGCUCCCAGAAGGCCCUGCCGGACAUGAGCAGCACUGAAGCCAAACCUGAAGUAAAAGAGGAGGAAGAGGACAGCAACUCUGGAAAGAAGCAGCCAGAUGUAAAAAUGGAGCAGGACGAUGAUACCAAACCCUCGCUGGUGAAGAAGGAGGAGCCAGAUGCAGCUGAGCCAAAGCAGGAACCAAUGGAAACUGAGGAAAAGAAGCCGGAGAUAAAGACGGAACCCAAAGAAGAGGAGGAAAGUGGGGCCAACGGCACAUCAACCGCCUCCAGCACUCAGAACCGCAAGAAAAUUUUCAAGCCGGAGGAGCUGAGACAAGCCCUAAUGCCAACACUUGAGGCCCUCUACAGGCAAGACCCAGAGUCACUGCCCUUCAGACAACCUGUAGACCCCAUGCUACUGGGCAUCCCUGACUACUAUGACAUUGUGAAGACUCCCAUUGACUUAUCCACCAUCAAGCGCAAGUUGGAUACGGGUCAGUUCCAGGAACCGUGGCAGUAUGUGGACGACGUGUGGCUCAUGUUCAGCAAUGCCUGGUUGUACAACCGCAAGACCUCCCGUGUCUACAAAUACUGCACUAAACUGGCAGAAGUGUUCGAAGCGGAGAUCGAUCCCGUCAUGCAGGGCCUGGGCUACUGCUGCGGCAGGAAGUACGAGUUCUCACCCCAAACGCUGUGUUGCUAUGGCAAACAGUUGUGUACCAUUUCCCGGGACGGCACCUACUUCAGCUACCAGAACAGGUAUCACUUCUGUGAGAAGUGCUUCAACGAGAUCCAGGGCAACAGUGUGACCCUGGGGGACGACCCCGCACAGCCACAGACCAUGAUAUCAAAAGAGCAGUUUGAAAAGAAGAAAAAUGACAUGUUGGACCCUGAACCGUUUGUCGAAUGUAAAGACUGUGGACGAAAGAUGCAUCAGAUCUGCGUGCUGCACUACGAUGUCAUUUGGCCAUCAGGCUUUAUCUGUGACAACUGUCUGAAGAAGUCUGGCAAAACAAGAAAGGAGAACAAGUUUUCAGCCAGAAGUCUUUGCAAAGGGUUGCAGUCGACCCGGUUGGGGACGUACAUCGAGGACAGAGUGAAUAAGUACUUGAAAAGGCAGAACCACCCAGAAGCUGGUGAGGUGUUUGUGCGAGUGGUGGCCAGCUCUGACAAAAAUGUGGAGAUUAAGCCUGGAAUGAAGUCUAGGUUUGUGGACUCAGGCGAGAUGGUGGAGACCUUCCCUUACAGAACCAAAGCACUUUUUGCAUUUGAGGAGAUAGACGGAGUGGACGUUUGUUUCUUUGGCAUGCAUGUCCAGGAGUACGGCUCAGAGUGCCCCUUUCCAAAUACCAGACGGGUUUACAUAUCAUACCUGGACAGUAUUCACUUCUUCAGACCACGUGCGCUCAGGACUGCAGUGUACCAUGAGAUCUUGAUAGGCUACCUGGAGUAUGUGAAGAAACUGGGGUAUGUGAUGGGUCACAUCUGGGCCUGCCCACCCAGUGAAGGAGAUGACUACAUUUUUCACUGCCACCCUGCUGACCAGAAGAUCCCAAAGCCUAAGAGGCUCCAAGAGUGGUACAGGAAGAUGCUGGACAAGGCUUUCGCUGAGAGGAUCCUACACGAUUACAAGGACAUCUUCAAACAGGCAACAGAUGACCGGCUGACCACUGCCAAUGAACUGCCCUACUUUGAGGGUGACUUUUGGCCUAAUGUAUUGGAGGAGAGCAUCAAGGAGCUGGAGCAGGAGGAGGAAGAGAGGAAGAAGGAGGAGAACACGGCCUCCACGGAGACGACAGAGGGAGUCCCAGCUGACAGCAAGAAUGCCAAAAAGAAGAACAACAAAAAAACCAACAAAAACAAGAGCAGCGUCAGCCGAGCCAAUAAGAAAAAGCCUGGGAUGCCGAAUGUAGCCAAUGACCUGUCUCAGAAACUCUACGCCACGAUGGAGAAACACAAGGAGGUGUUUUUUGUUAUCCACCUCCAUGCCGGGCCAGUCAUUAACACCCUGCCACCCAUUAUGGACCCUGACCCACUGUUGACCUGUGACCUGAUGGAUGGCCGUGAUGCCUUUCUGACUUUAGCCAGGGACAAGCACUGGGAGUUCAGCUCACUGAGACGGUGCAAAUGGAGCACGAUGUGUAUGUUGGUGGAGCUACACAACCAAGGCCAGGACCGCUUUGUGUACACCUGCAAUGAGUGCAAGCACCACGUAGAGACUCGCUGGCACUGCACCGUCUGUGAGGACUAUGACCUAUGCAUCAACUGCUACAACGCUAAGGGCCACGAGCACCAGAUGGUGAAGUGGGGUCUAGGUCUAGACGAUGACAGCAACGGUCCGGGUGGAGAAGCCUCCAAGAGCCCCCAGGAGAGCCGUCGUCUCAGCAUCCAGCGCUGCAUCCAGUCCCUGGUCCAUGCCUGCCAGUGCCGCAAUGCUAACUGCUCGCUUCCUUCAUGCCAGAAGAUGAAGAGGGUGGUUCAACACACCAAAGGCUGCAAGCGCAAGACCAAUGGUGGCUGCCCUGUGUGCAAGCAGCUCAUUGCUUUAUGUUGUUAUCACGCCAAGCACUGUCAGGAGAACAAGUGUCCUGUUCCCUUCUGUCUUAACAUCAAGCACAAACUCCGUCAGCAGCAGCUGCAGCACAGGCUCCAGCAGGCUCAAAUGAUGCGCCGCAGAAUGGCCACCAUGGCUGGAAGGGGUAUGCCCAUGCCAUCUCCACCUACCUCAGCUGCCCCCGACACCCCCAACUCUGUGCAGCAGCCUAACACACCCCAAACGCCCCAGCCCAUGCCCAACCAGCCCCAACAACAACAGCAACCACCAAACCCUGCCAAUAUUGCCCAGAGCUUCCCCAACAACGGCCGCAGCAGCCAGCCCCCAACACCAGUGCCGCAGGGCAAACCAGGGCCUCAGUCAUCCCCUCUCCAUCAGCAGCAGUCACCUCUGCCUAACAUGCCACCCCAACAACAGCCUCAGCCACCACAACAGCAGCAGCAGUUGCAACUGCAACAACAACAACAGCAGCAGCAGCAACAGCAGCAGCAACAGCAGCAUCAACAGCAGCCACUGCUGGCAGCCCUAAAGGUGGCCAGACAGAUCGAGAUGGUAGCCAAAGCGAAGCAGCAGCAGCAGCAGCAGCAGCAGCAGCAGCAUCAGCAACAGCAGCAGCAGAAUUAUCCUAUGAAUGGGAUGCCCAUGAACCACCCACGAAUGAUGGGGCCCAUGCAGGGUCAAAUGCAGAUGAUGCAAGGGCCACGGGGCCCUCAGGUCAUGCAGGCCAUGCAGCAAGGCCAGUGGCCAGGAAUGCAGAAUCCCAUGCAGAAUCCCCAGGUUCAUCAGCCGCAGGUCCCUCCUCAACAGGUAUCCAUGGUCCCUCAGCAGGCUCAGGGAACCCCCAUGCCCCAGCAGGGCCAGCUCAUGCAGAGGCCCAUGAUGCCCCAGCAACAGGGUCUCCAAAUGCCUGGGGUCAUGCCUCCACAGGGGCCGUCACAGCAGGGCAUGACGCCACAGCAGCUAAACAUGCCACGGGGAAUACCUGGUAACAUUGCUCCGAGUGCCCUGCAGGAGUUACUGCGCACCCUCAAAUCUCCCAGCUCCCCACAGCAGCAACAGCAGGUCCUUAACAUCCUCAAGUCUAACCCCCACCUCAUGGCCGCUUUCAUUAAACAGAGGACAGCCAAGUACCAGGCCACCCAGCCGCAGCAACAGCAGCAGCAGGUACAGCAGCAGGUACAGCAGCAGGUACAGCAGCAGCAGCAGCAGCAGCAGCAGCAGCAGCAGCAGCAGGCUCAGGCCAUGCUUGGGUCCCAGGCAGGAAUGCAGGCCAUGGCAGCCAUGGCAAACCAGGUGCAGAGGCCAGUGAUGGCACCUCAGCAGCAGCCUCCUCAGCAGGUAGGACCCCAGGGUAUGGCAACCAUGGGCCCCCAAGGCCAGAUGAUGAACGCUGCUCAAAACGGCAAUCCCCAAAUGUACCGCAGACAGCAGCUGCUUAGGAUGCAGCAAAUGCAGCAGCAGCAAGCGCAGCAGCAAGCGCAGCAGCAGGCGCAGCAGCAGGGAGGCAUGCCUCAGGGCCACGGACAGUUCCCCCAGCAGCAGCCGGGGCCAGCAAGCUACUCCCAGCUCCGUAUGCAGCAGCAAAUGGCUAUGCAAGGAGGUGGGGGCCCCAUGGGACAGCUCCCUCCCACGUCUCAAAUGGGUCAACCUGGCAUGGGCAUGGAUGGUCCGCAGAACAUCCUGCAGCAGCGUAUGCUUCAGCAGCAACAGCAGAUGUUAAAGCAGCAGAUGGGCUCUCCCGCACAGGCUAACUCGAUGAGUCCACAACCUCACAUGCUCCAAGUUCAAGCCCAGGGAGGAGCUCACUUACCUGGCCAGACAAUGGCAAACACCCUGGGAAACCAAGUACGCUCCCCAGCCCCAGUGCAAUCGCCCCGUCCGCCUUCGCAGCAGACCCCGCAUUCCAGUCCCUCCCAACGGAUACAGCCCCAGCCCUCACCUCAGCACGGCGCCCUCCACUCCAGCUCUCCGCACCCCAGCCUUGGAGGCCCAAUGUCGGGCUCCAUGGAGCAGGGACACAUGGGAACACCUGAGCAGAGUGCCAUGCUCCCGCAACUUAACACACCAAACAGAGGGGGGUUGAGUAAUGACAUGGGUAUGGUUGGUGACACGACGGGAGACACGCUGGAGAAAUUUGUUGAAGGAUUGUAGCAUUUUGGGACAGAAGAAAGGCCUUGUUCUGUUUUCAGCGGAGACAUUUUUGUACUUGCUGAUGUAAAAAGCUAAAAGAAAUACAAACAAAUGAGUCAUACGAGGCCUACAGACUGUGAACUUUCCUUAAACCAAGGGACUGCUUUUUCUUCCAACACAGAGAGUGAUUUAAAAGAAGACAACAAAGAAUAUAUUUUUGGUUCAGACUAGCCAUGCAAGAAUUUGCGCUGGUCUUUGUGUUGUUUUAAGUUGUUUUUCAUUUGUUAUGCUCUGGUAUUGACUUUUUUAACAAAACUUCUCAAAACAAAAAAUAUUUCAUUUUAUUAUUCAAUUUUUUUUAUUUUGUACCUUUGCAAAUUAAUAUCGUAUUUGUGUUGAGAAGACUGUAAAAUUAUUUGUCUGGGAAGUUUUUUGCCAGGUUUCACCUCUUGCUCAGUUCCUCUGUUCCUUCCUGGCUAAUUUAUUAUAAUAUGCCAUUUUUCAAAAAGGACUGCCUUUGGGAAAGCCUUAAUUUCUUUCCUGUUUGCAGAGUCUAUGGGAGAUAAACGUAUUUGUAUAGAUCUAGGAACUAUUGCACACACCCAAACACAAAAGGCAGGUGUAAGACAAAUCUGCAUUGAAGCUUGUUAAUGUUCACAGGUGCCGGAAUGUUCUUUUUACUGGCCUGGGCCCAGUAUUUGUCUUGCAAAUGUUUAAAAAAAAAUGCUUUGUCUCUCCCUCAGUCAAAAGAAAUUCUCAUUUGAACCUCUUUUGCCUGUUGUGGGAAAUAACUUGUUUGACUGCUGAUUUGUGUUCAGAGAGAGUUUUGUGCAUCAUUUUCUCUCUUGCAUUAAACUUGAAUUGAUGAUGAACUGUUCUCUAAUGUAAAUCAUGCAGCUAGACAGUACUGUAAAUAUGCAGAAAAUAAGAAUGAAAUCACUGUACAAACUGGUUCAAAUGGCUCAUUUCGUACUUAUAUACCAUAUUGUUAAAUAAACCUGUGUGCCACAGA
Molecule: messenger RNA, 9280 nt
Organism: Cottoperca gobio
Lineage: Eukaryota; Metazoa; Chordata; Actinopteri; Perciformes; Bovichtidae
Gene: crebbpb
Product: CREB binding lysine acetyltransferase b
Exons: 31
Coding region: 781-8289 (2502 amino acids)
Biological process (GO): positive regulation of transcription by RNA polymerase II
Cellular component (GO): transcription regulator complex; nucleus; histone acetyltransferase complex
Molecular function (GO): chromatin DNA binding; histone acetyltransferase activity; zinc ion binding
Source: RefSeq, a predicted model, not a curated record